Molecule: messenger RNA, 1131 nt
Organism: Opisthorchis viverrini
Lineage: Eukaryota; Metazoa; Platyhelminthes; Trematoda; Opisthorchiida; Opisthorchiidae
Exons: 6
Coding region: 1-1131 (376 amino acids)
Source: RefSeq, a predicted model, not a curated record
AUGUUUAUAAUGCGAACUGUAAGUAAUUCCGAAGCUGGUCUGAUGGGGGGUUGGCCUAACCCAAGGGCGCAGGGAAUAAGGCAUUACUGUCUCAUUCCUGAUGCGGCCGCGCACGGCAGGUGCCUUUUGAGCAGCACCGGGCUCUUUGGUUUUAAAAGUAUUUCGACCAUAUUGGAUAAUGCGCCGGCGGUCACAGUCAACCGUUGGGCGAUCGGAGUGUGCGGUUUUUGGGGGCAACCUUUUCUAACCCGUCCUUCCUCGGGGGAAGGCAGCAUCGCUGCUUCCAUAAAUAUGGACAUGCUGGUCGCCUGGGAGGACAGUACGACUUUACCCCCAGACCGCCCCGUCCCACGAUUGCUCGUAGUGCGGGGUCUCGCAGCUCUUGGUCUGGCUGCUCCCCUUUGGCCUUCCUGGCAUGGUUGUACCUUGUGGAACGAAGUUCCAGCCAGUGUAGCCCGCGGGAUCAUUGCAGCACUCAAGCCCGACCAUCACGUCAAGGUGGCAGCUUUAGUGUCUAUGACCAAGAACAAACCGCUCAAGCAUGUGUCCAUCCAAUGGUCCAGUCAAUUUCCCUUGACUGCGGGCCAGCUGCAACGAAAGCGAGAGGAGUUCUGGGAUACUGCACCGGCUUUUGAAGGACGCAUCGAGAUAUGGAACGCUUUGAAGGCUGCUGCAGACUUCCUUGAGCGGAAUGACUACGAGAUGGCACAAGCUAUUUUGGACGCUAUGAUACCCUCACGGUGCAUAGAUCUCAUACCACCCGAAAGAAAUAAGAGCGGAAACGCUGCCAGGCUGCCAAGCCUAGCUAGGGGCAGUCGGGAUGCUGUAAUUAGGUUCGAACCACAGACAUUCCGAGGUGUUAGUCUGCCUCCCGCUGUAAGAAAGCUUCUGACAUCGUUCAUUCUUCGUCAUCUUACGGUGUCACGCGAAACCUUGACUCGUGAGAAUCAAGCGGGAUUUCGACUGGUCACAUCUUCACAUCCCAUAUGUACAGAUGACCCACAAUCGUGGUGCUCCUUGACCUCAAGAGUGUUGUUAACUGUACUUGCUCCUCAGGAUAUGCCCCAGAAGUUUGUGAACAUAAUCCGAUCCCUAUUAUCACAUACCUUGGCGUGUGAGAGGGUAUGUUGA